Nipponia nippon (crested ibis) is the source of this 1563-nucleotide messenger RNA. The record is from RefSeq and is a predicted model, not a curated record. NCBI's taxonomy places the organism in Eukaryota, Metazoa, Chordata, Aves, Pelecaniformes, Threskiornithidae.
AUGGCCCUCACCCUCCUGCUCCUGGGGCCGUUCCCGGUGCGGCUGGCCGGGGGCCCCAGUCGCUGUGCCGGGCGGGUGGAGGUGCAGCACGACGGGCACUGGGGCACCGUCUGCGACGACGACUGGGGGCUGCCGGACGCGGCGGUGGUCUGCAGGCAGCUGGGCUGCGGGACCGCCCUCGCCGCCCCUCCAGGAGCCUGGUUUGGAGAGGGCUUGGGUCCCAUCUGGCUCAACGGGGUGCGGUGCCGGGGCACCGAGGAGCGCCUGGCCCUGUGCCGGCACCGGGGUUGGCGUCCCCACGUCUGCGCCCACGAAGAGGAUGCCAGCGCCGUCUGCUCAGGGACCUCUCUCCCAGGGGGUCCCACCAUGCGGCUGGUGGGGGCUGCGGGGCGCUGCGCCGGCCGGCUGGAGAUCUUCCACGCCGGGCACUGGGGCACCGUCUGCGAUGACCUGUGGGGGCUGCCGGACGCGGCGGUGGUCUGCCGGCAGCUGGGCUGCGGGGACGCCCUCGACGCGCCCCGGGCAGCUUUUUUUGGCGAGGGCACCGGGCCCAUCUGGCUGGACGAUGUGCGGUGCCAAGGGAACGAGUCCUCCCUGCUGGAGUGCCCAGCUUCCCCCUGGGGUGUCACCAACUGCCAGCACCGGGAGGAUGCCGCCGUUGUCUGCGCAGAUGAGCUGGCCACCCUGGAUGUCCGCCCUGCGGAGCCCACUCCCCACCAGCCACGGAUGAAGCCGGCCCGGGUGCCCCCCUCAGCGCGGCCCCGUGUCCCCAGCUCUCCCCGGAGCACCGCAGCCGGCCAGCUCACGCCAAGGACAGCCCGCAAGGCAGUGCCAGCCCGGCUGCAGGGUGGCCGCUCACAUUGCGCCGGGCGCCUGGAGCUCCUCUUCGCCGGCACCUGGGGCUCCAUCUGCGCCGAGGGCUGGGAUCUGGCAGCUGCCCGGGUGCUGUGCCACCAGCUGGGCUGUGGUCGCCCGCGCCUCAUCCCAGCGCCCUGUGGCCCCAAGGCAGCCGGUGCUUCCCCGGUGGUGCUGCAGCAGGUGCAGUGCACCGGGCAGGAGCUGGCCCUGGAGCAUUGCGUCCUCCAGCCAGGGGACCCAUCGUCCUGCCCCAUGGAUCGGGUGGCUGCCGUCGAGUGUGAGGAGCCCUUCCAGCUGCGGUUGGUGGAUGGCCCCAGGCGCUGCGCCGGGCGGUUGGAGGUGAACCGCGCUGGGCAGUGGGGCACAGUCUGUGAUGACGGCUGGAGCGGGACCAAUGCGGCGGUGGUUUGCCAGGAGCUGGGCUGCGGGGCAGCGGAGGCAGUCGGUGACCUCCCCCAGGGACGGCCCCACUUCGGCCCAGGCACUGGGCGCAUCUGGCUGGACGACGUCCGCUGCCGGGGUCAGGAGGGGACCCUGCAGGAUUGCGCCCACCGUGCCUGGGGACGCCAUGACUGCACCCACCAGGAGGACGUCGGUGUGGUCUGCCAGGUCUGGGACCCUCCCCUGCCACCGUGGGACACCCAGGGUGGCCUGGCAGGGCAGUAUCAAGCCAUGGUCAUCCUUUUGUCCUUGCAGGAUGCCUGA